GCGCGGCCUGCUAGUGGGAGAGGGAGCGGGACGCGGGGCGUUUGCCUGAGGUGUGACGCCGAGGAGAGGCAUGAAGCCGGGCUUAGCCGUUGCCGCUUGCCUCGACCCGUGAGGAGGCUUGGGAGUACCGCUGCUGCUGCCGCCUCUACCACCUCCCUUCUCAGCCCGCCGCCCACCCGCCGCCCAGCUCGACCGCCGCCUGGGCCGCCAUUUUGUAUCUCCCGCCCCCCCUCCCUUUACCGGCCCGGGCUGCGUGGUGCGCCUUGCGCUGAGGGGGUGCUCGGAGACACGGGCGGCGGCGGCGGGGAGGCCUUCUGAGGCGGAGCCUGGCGAGGGAGGGGCGCACGGCGCGGGGGGGCCCCCAUGGCGAAGAAAACCUACGACCUGCUCUUCAAGCUGCUGCUGAUCGGCGACUCGGGUGUCGGCAAGACCUGCGUGCUCUUCCGCUUCUCCGAUGAUGCCUUCAACACCACCUUCAUCUCCACGAUCGGGAUAGAUUUCAAGAUCAAAACAGUUGAAUUGCAAGGAAAGAAGAUCAAGCUACAGAUAUGGGACACGGCAGGGCAGGAGCGGUUUCACACCAUCACCACCUCCUACUACAGGGGUGCCAUGGGAAUCAUGCUAGUGUAUGACAUCACCAAUGCCAAAAGCUUUGAAAACAUCAGCAAAUGGCUCAGAAACAUAGAUGAGCAUGCCAAUGAAGAUGUGGAGAGGAUGCUGCUAGGAAACAAGUGUGAUAUGGAAGACAAGAGAGUGGUACCAAAAGCAAAAGGCGAGCAGAUUGCAAGGGAGCACGGUAUUAGGUUUUUCGAAACUAGUGCAAAAGCAAAUAUAAACAUUGAGAAGGCAUUCCUCACGUUAGCAGAAGACAUUCUUCGAAAGACACCUGUAAAAGAGCCCAACAGUGAAAAUGUAGAUAUCAGCAGUGGAGGAGGAGUGACAGGCUGGAAGAGCAAGUGCUGCUGAAUGUGUUCCCCUCACCAGGCGCCAUCCACCACCCCCUCCUCUUCUUGCUGCGGAAUAAACCACUUUGCCCAUUUUAACCUUAAAUAUUUUUUGUUCCUCAUCUUAACAUGGCUCCCUUAUUCUUCUGUUUUAGGAGAGCUCGCUGACUAUAACGUUCUUGAAACAAAACUGUAUUAAAAAGAAAAUCAUGUCUGAAUUGCUCUUUUCUUUUUUUAUGUACCAGCUCCAACUCAGCAUCACGUUCUGGUUGUAUUAUAGUAUGGUCUUAACAUUUAAACCUAGAGCAAUCAUUUCAGCUCCAGCCUGCAAAUUGUAUGAGAAUAAAACUUUAGCAUUAACAGUUUCUUUUGUACAACGGUGGGAUUUUUGUUACAAAUAAUGUGCUUAAGUCACCAUAUUUGCAUCAGUAAAAAAAAAUCAUUCGCCUUGAGUAUGUAAAUGGGGUUUACUUUGUCCUGUGCCUUAUGUGGAAAGGAACUUUGAUUCUCCCCUCUCCUUUCUUUAUUCUGGUUGAAGCACGAGCAAGAGAUUUACUAUCCACAACUGAUCAUGCCACAUUUCAAAAAAAUAUUAAACUCUCUUCCCAUAACUUUACUGUGGCUGAUGUAGUGAAUUGAGGACAAAGAGGUUAGAGCAAGAUAUUCCAGUUUGCUAAGAGGCUUAAUCUCUGACCAGUAUCUGCUGCCAUUUUCUUUCUCACUAGCAGUUUUUCUUUUUCUUUUUUGUUGCCUGCAUGCAAGUUUUGUGUUUUUUUAAUGGUGUGAUGUUACGAGACAGUACAGUAUGUACGCCCAGUUAAAUACAAAGCACUGAUCUAGCUUUCUGAGGUAAAAUAGUAAGUUAUCUAAUCUUUGUCUAGCAACCAUCAGACCAACUACUACUCUCUCCCUCCCUUCCCUCCCACAUAGUCAUUGGGUUCUAUGGUAAUGGAAGCAUUAAUUGCAUGCACUAGUUUUCUAUGGAGAAUGAUGUGGCUGUCUUUCUUUGUGUAUGCCAUGUGGUUCCCAAAUCAACAACCAUUAAUAAAUAUGUAUUUGGUUCUCUUGUUUGCUGUUCCAGGCAGAUGACUUGGUAGCCUAGGAUAUAUUUAAAAUUUGGGUGGGGGGAGGGGUAAGAUGAUCACCGUCCCCUUCUGUGUUAAGUUCUUUAUAAUAAAAAAAAAUCCCUUGUCUACAACUAUGGGCAAUUGUUAAUUCUUUCAAUGGAUGCUAAAGAAUGGUAAGCAAAAACAGCAUUUUUUUGGUGCAAACAGAAAGGUUUUCUCUCAUAGGGGAGAGCGUGGGUAUGUGACUUACUUUUCCAGCUUGUGUGUUUUGCCUCUCAUCAAUGAGACACCUGUUUCGAAACAAGGGACUGGUGUCAUUCACUUCUUGCAGAGCUGGGGUUCAGAGGACAAGGGACCUUUCUCUUGAGGCUCAAGCUGAAAUCAGGUGCUUUGCUGGGACAGCGUUCUUUCCUGCUGCUUGGCCCAUCUACACAUGCUGCACGAUGAUUCGUGCAAGUUUUUGUACCCGCUCCUCCAAGAACACAUGCUCCAGAAGUGAGCUUGCGGGGGACCUUUUUGCACUUGUUUUUAGGAAACUUACUCUGCUAAUUACAGCAGCCAGUGAUGCUGAAUGAAUUUUAAUAAAAAGAAAGUGUUUGGAACUUUAGCCUUGAUCUGAUAUCAUCUAGUGUAGUGCUGAUCCCUUCCUUGUGCUUGGCAAUCUGUCUUUCUGUGCUUAUUUAACCUUUCCCAGCUGAUUGGCUGUUAAAACAGGGCUAAAACCUUGGGACUUGAGGUGACAAAUAAGGAAAGUUUUGUUCCUCACAUGUUGAUGUACUGAUUAGCAUUGUAAAUAUAAAUUGCUACCUUUUCAGAUCUGCACUUUCUAACAUCAAAAAAAAGGGAAUAUGGAGUAUACAUCAAUUUUUUUUGUAUAAUCUUUGUUUAAAACAUGCGAUUUGCUUCCUGGGGCUUGGCCCUCUUGUAUCUCUUUGAGACCCUUUGUAAAGCUGUGUUCAUUAAGCACCAAGCAGUUAAACAAACAAACAAAAACAGUCCACUCUCUGGCACUACUAGCUAAAAAUUCAUAUUCUACUUAACAAAAGUUAAAUAAACUGAAAUAUUUCUA
Molecule: messenger RNA, 3080 nt
Organism: Eublepharis macularius
Lineage: Eukaryota; Metazoa; Chordata; Lepidosauria; Squamata; Eublepharidae
Gene: RAB10
Product: RAB10, member RAS oncogene family
Exons: 6
Coding region: 364-966 (200 amino acids)
Biological process (GO): cellular response to insulin stimulus
Cellular component (GO): insulin-responsive compartment; recycling endosome; Golgi apparatus
Molecular function (GO): GTPase activity; GTP binding
Source: RefSeq, a predicted model, not a curated record